GCGGUUAACAGGGUCGCAGCAGCCAGGCCUUGGCCCAGGGACGCGGCAGUUGACAGAGACCCCGGCCCAGGGACGCAGCAGUUGACAGAGACCCCGGCCCAGGGACACAGCAGUUGACAGAGACGCCGGCCCAGGGUUGCGGCAGCCAGACCCCAACCCAGUCUCUGGCCACAGUACAGUUUACUGGUUUCUGCCUUUAGGCCUGGGACCAGGAGGGGAAUGGGGAACACCCAGAAAUGCAGAGCCCUGAGGGCACUUGGGCCCCUCUGCAGGGGCUGGGGGUGGCAGCUGCGGGGCAGCACUGCCCAGAGCUCUGCCAUCUGCUCUCCACUGGGACCCCUGGCCUGGGGUUUCCUGCCUGCUCAGGAGGAAUCAGGACCCCAGCCUUGACGGCCAGUGCACUGGGUCCUGUCCCCCAGAUACCCCAUCUCUGGCUGAGCACGGCGCAGGAGGGAGGUCAGACUCCUUGGAGCCCACCUACCCAAGGGCCCCACACAGCCUCGCGGGGAAGCAGAAAACUCCUUGGUGACCACGGCUUCCUCCCUCCGCCCCGCCCCCUCUGUGCGCCUCCACUUCCCCCCAGCAGGAUAUGGGUGCAGGGUGUGGUCGGGUGGGAGGGGAGGAGGCAAGCGUUUCCUGUACUGCUUGUCCAGUGUGUGCAGUGUGCAUAGAAUGAAUGACUGAGGCAGGGGGCCACGGCCUGGGCACACAGCUAUGGGGCCAACUGAGCAGAAUCUUCCCUGCGUGAACGAGCAGGCAGCUCUGGGCGAGUGAGGCCGGCUCCAUGUACCCAGAAUCGACGACCGGCUCCCCAGCUCGGCUCUCCCUGCGGCAGACGGGCUCCCCCGGGAUGAUCUACAGAAAUCUGGGCAAGUCCGGCCUGCGAGUGUCCUGCCUGGGGCUUGGGACAUGGGUGACGUUUGGCGGCCAGGUCACUGAUGAGAUGGCAGAGCAGCUCAUGACCUUGGCAUACGACAACGGCAUUAACCUCUUCGAUACUGCGGAAGUCUACGCAGCUGGCAAGGCUGAGGUCGUGCUGGGGAACAUCAUCAAGAAGAAGGGGUGGAGGCGGUCCAGCCUCGUCAUCACCACCAAGAUCUUCUGGGGCGGAAAAGCAGAGACAGAGAGGGGCCUUUCCAGGAAGCACAUCAUAGAAGGUCUGAAAGCAUCACUGGAACGCCUGCAGCUGGAGUACGUGGACGUCGUGUUUGCCAACCGCCCAGACCCCAACACGCCCAUGGAAGAGACCGUGCGCGCCAUGACCCACGUCAUCAACCAGGGGAUGGCCAUGUACUGGGGCACUUCUCGCUGGAGCUCCAUGGAGAUCAUGGAGGCCUACUCGGUGGCCCGGCAGUUCAACCUGAUCCCGCCCAUCUGUGAGCAGGCAGAGUACCACAUGUUUCAGCGAGAGAAGGUGGAGGUGCAGCUCCCGGAGCUGUUCCACAAGAUAGGAGUGGGCGCCAUGACCUGGUCGCCUCUGGCCUGCGGCAUCGUGUCAGGGAAGUACGACAGUGGCAUCCCACCCUACUCACGAGCCUCCUUGAAGGGCUACCAGUGGCUGAAGGACAAGAUCCUGAGCGAGGAGGGCCGGCGCCAGCAAGCCAAGCUGAAGGAGCUGCAGGCCAUCGCCGAGCGCCUGGGCUGCACCCUGCCCCAGCUGGCCAUCGCCUGGUGCCUAAGGAAUGAAGGUGUCAGCUCCGUGCUCCUGGGUGCAUCCAAUGCUGAGCAGCUGCUAGAAAACAUUGGGGCCAUCCAGGUCCUUCCAAAACUGUCCUCCUCUGUCAUCCACGAGAUCGAUAGUAUCCUGGGGAAUAAACCCUACAGCAAGAAGGACUACAGGUCCUAAGCGGCGCCCGCCCGCCGGACAGUCUCCGUGCCCCUCCUAGUCCUGUCCACUCGCUUACGCCAUCCCGAAGCCAAGUGCAGAGUGUGGUUUGCAUCCAAAGAAAACAGCACGCCAAGACGUCCUCGGGAGCCGAAGUCGCUGCAGACACCACCCACCGCUUCCCCGGCCGCGCACGGGGAUGGUGCCCGGCCAGGCCCACUGUCGGGGUCAGGGUGCCCGGCCACCCCUGGCACCUCUGCCCAUCCUCUGAGAAGGGACCCACCCACUUCCUCCCAGCUACAGCCCUUCACAGGGGCUCUCCAAGCUGAGGCCAGGCCAAGCCUGGGAAGGGCAGGGGUGGCAUUUCCUGGGGCCGCGCUGGUAUUGCUGGGACAGGGCAAGGCCACCCCGUCACUCCCUUUCCAGGGGCCUCUGGUGCUUUCUGCUGGGCCUGGCCUCAGCUUGCCCUCCCAUCCUUCACCAAGGGGAGCUGGCCCUUGACCUCCACCUCAACCCACCCCCACCCUCGCUGACGGGCAGGGGACCCCAGGUUGUCUGGCUCUACGGCACAGGAACUUCAAGAUGUUUGGAGAUCUGAUCCCUGUCACCUGGGUGGAAAGGCCCAGGGUGCUAGAGACGGGUCCCCACAGCGCUUCGGAGGGCCCAGGGCAGGGGUCCCUCUGUGCCAGGCACUCUUCGCUGGCAUGAGAAUGCUGACUGCAUGGUGGGCAGGCAGCAGCGAGCAGAUGGCAGCGGGCAGAGUCUGUGGCCAUCAGGCCAAGUUCCCCGCAGUUGGUGGAGCCUGUCCUCUGCCCAGUCACUGCCGUGGGCCUCACUGCAUGCCAGGCUGAGCCUGGGGAUGGAGGGUGCCUGUGUGUCUUCCACCACUGUGCCCCCCAACAUAGGAAAAGCCCUGGGAAUGUCUCCCUGGAGAUACAGCCGCUGGGCUUCCCACACACCCCUGUACCCUAGCCUGCAAGUGCAGGCACGGAGGGCGGGCAGCACAGGCAGGGGUCCACCAGAGCUGGGCGAUGGUGAUGGCAGGAAGCCAGACCCCACAGAACCUGCCACAACCCACCCUAAGCCAGUGGUGCCUGCAGCCUGCACAGCGGACCCCCAGGGCCUGCACCCCUGCUCCUGGGUUGUCCUUGGGAGAAGCUGCUGUUCCAAGGUCCGCCCUGCCCUUCGCCCAGGGCUUGCUGCCUAGUCCAGGCCCGAGUAUGGUCCCCAAAAGCCUCAAAAGUCAGGGGAGACGGGAAGAGAGGCGGUGAGGGACAUGACUUCCCAGCCCACCCCAGGCCAGGCCUGGGCGUCUCCACCGAGACCUGCAACAGGCAUCUGCAGAUGCCGCCUGACAGUGUGGGCACAGGGCGGCAUCCCUCCAAGCGGCGGCCAGGCUUGUGGCUACUCCCCGCCUGGCACCUGCUGCCAAGUCCCCAGGACAGGGCUGCCGCUGAACAGGGACUGAAGAGUCAGUUGGCCCACCUGCCACUGGCACAGAUGGGGCUGGGCCCCUUGUCCACACUGCCAGCCCCUGCCCUGCUCACUGGAAGAUGGAUCAGGGCAGGCAAUGGGUCAGGGAGGUUGGUGCUUCCCCGGGCCAUGCUCGGCACAGCAGCGUUCCUGGUGGCUCCCCGGGGUGGGGGUGGGCUCAGCCAAAGCCCAGCACCUGUGCUCCUCACAGCCCAUGCCAGAUGGUCUGCCACAUCCUCCUCGACUCGUUCUGCUUCCCCUGGCCUCACUGCUGCCGGCUGGGCGGGGAGAAACCAAGGGAGGUCCCGGAGAAGGGACGAAGACCAAGGGACAACACCUGAAAACAGCAGCUGUUUGUAGUCCUCAAGUGCCCAGCGCUGGCCCGGGCGAGCCAGUCCUUCCCCCAACCCCAGGUGGGCCCUCACACCCACCUGUGAGCCCUCUGCCCGCCCCCUCCAAGCAGCUCCCUCUGUGUCCCCGAAGCCCAGUCCCCUGCAGGAGCACUUGGCGCAGGCAGCCAGCAAGGUGGGGUCCCCACCAUGUCUCAUCGCAUUCACUCAUGGUCAGGUCCAGCGUCCCGAGGAGGGGCAGGGCAGGGGCAGGGCCCUCGCACCUCUGUCCUCACCCAGUCAUGUGGACAUGCUCCCUCCACACCCCCUUUUUAAUGACCGCAGCCCCUGCUAACUGCACCCCUACUAGGCAGAGAACUCCAGACCCCUCGAGCUUCCGCACGCGACUCAGACCAGGAGGCCGCGACCACAUCUGUGGAAUGACACAAUAAACCCGAGCCUGUCAGUCA
Ochotona curzoniae (black-lipped pika) is the source of this 4097-nucleotide messenger RNA. RefSeq names its product potassium voltage-gated channel subfamily A regulatory beta subunit 2 (gene KCNAB2). The transcript is spliced from 15 exons. Gene Ontology annotation, biological process: transmembrane transport; regulation of action potential; regulation of potassium ion transmembrane transport. Bases 785 to 1846 code for a protein of 353 amino acids. The record is from RefSeq and is a predicted model, not a curated record. Gene Ontology annotation, cellular component: voltage-gated potassium channel complex; juxtaparanode region of axon; membrane. Gene Ontology annotation, molecular function: potassium channel regulator activity; transmembrane transporter binding; voltage-gated potassium channel activity. Lineage: Eukaryota; Metazoa; Chordata; Mammalia; Lagomorpha; Ochotonidae.